This is a messenger RNA of Ostertagia ostertagi, 315 nucleotides long. NCBI's taxonomy places the organism in Eukaryota, Metazoa, Nematoda, Chromadorea, Rhabditida, Trichostrongylidae. The record is from the annotation of a GenBank genome assembly.
AUGGCAAUUUUGCCUUUUGUCAUCGAAAUGCUAUUGUUUUUGUUUGGUGUGAGCACGGAGCAGCUAAGGGAUCUCAAGGGAGCAUUUCUGGUCAUCCGAAUUCUGCGGGUUUUGCGGGUGAUUCGGGUGUUGAAACUCGGACGAUACAGCAGUGGCUUACAAAUGUUCGGAAAAACGCUCAAAGCGUCGUUUCGACAGUUGGGAAUGAUGGCUAUGGUCGUUCUGACGGGUGUGAUUUUCUUCUCAACGUUGGUGUAUUUUUUAGAAAAGGAUGAGCCUAGCUCGCAGUUCUACUCGAUACCGGCUGCAUGUUGG